AUGGCGUCGAUCGCAGCGGCUCUGCGGGACGGGACACCGUGUGUGGAGAUCAUCGAGGCGUUUGCUGACGUGGUGGUGACGGGCGAACCAAAGCUGAACGCAUGUGUGGGCGGGAGCGUCGACAAGGCGGCGAUGCGGGCACGGGCCGCGGCGAUCGAUGCGAUGCUGGCGGAAGGAAAGAAACUUGCGCUGGCGUGUGUGCCGGUGGUGGUCAAGGACAACGUGGAUGUUGCCGGGCAACCGACGUCGGGUGGAGUGGCGGCGCUGCGCAAGUCGGUGGCGGCGGUGGACGCGCCGGUAUGGGCUGCGGUCGAGGCUGCCGGGGCGGUGCUGGUGUGCAAGGGCAACAUGCCGGACUUUGCGGCCAACGGGCUCAACACGGUGUCGUCACGGAGUGGGCAGACGCUGUCGGCGUACAACCGAUCGCGGGUGCCGUACGGUUCAUCGGGCGGACCGGCGGUGGCGAUUUCGGCCUCGUACGGCGUGCUCGGCAUUGGGACCGAUACCGACGGCUCGAUCCAGAACCCGUCGUCGGCGGCGUCGCUGGUUGGCCUCCGCGGCACGCUUGGUCUCGUUCCGACCUUAGGCAUCCUCCCGCUCUCCAUCUUCUCCGACGUGGCCGGGCCGAUGACCCGGACGGUGGCCGAUGCUGCGGUGGCGUACCAGGUCAUGGUCAACGCCAGCCUCGCAAGCCGCGGCUCGCAGGACUAUGUCGGCGCGCUCAAGGCCGACGCACUCGCUGGCGCACGCAUCGGCUACCUCUCGUCAGUCCUUGCUCGCGUACCCGGGAAGCAGGUACCAGAUCCGGCCGUUGAGGCGCUUGCAUGUGCCGCGCUCGACGCGCUAGACAAGGCCGGUGCGCGGGUUACGACCAUCGCUCCCAACGCACCGGUAGUCACCGCGCUUGUCAGCAUCAUCAGCUCGGUGAGCCCGGCGGCGCUCGGCCUCUGCGGCGACUCCUCGUUCAAAGCUGCUGUCAACAGCUUUCUGGCAACAAGGCCUCGCGACGAGGGAAUGCGGUCCGUCAGCGAGGUCUAUGCCUCGGGCGAAUUCCUGCACGGGCUCGGCGGCGUGACAGCGCUGCUGGAGAACGCAAUCGCGGCACCGCCGCCGUCGUCGGGCAACGUCUCGGCUGCAUGUGCCGGGUAUGUGGCAGCGCAGAAAGAAGCGCGGCAGCUGCUGGUCGAGUACCUCGACAGCCACGGUCUUGCAGCCUUUGGGUUUCCGACCGAGAACCAGCCGCCGCCCAAGCUGCCGGGCAUCCCGCCGCCGACCGGAUGGUUUGGGACGCAGCUUGUGUCGGCGUUCACCGGCCUGCCGGCGAUGGUGAUGCCAAUGGGCGCGACUCUCGGCUACGACACACCGGUCGGGUGGACCUUUCUCGGGCGGCCGUACGACGAGGCGACGCUGUUUGGCCUGGCGUACGGGUUCGAGCUGGCGCAUCCAUCACGGGUUGUCCCGCCAUCGCCGUGA
This is a messenger RNA of Thecamonas trahens ATCC 50062, 1473 nucleotides long. RefSeq names its product glutamyl-tRNA(Gln) amidotransferase subunit A. NCBI's taxonomy places the organism in Eukaryota, Apusomonadida, Apusomonadidae. The record is from RefSeq and is a predicted model, not a curated record. The transcript has a single exon. The coding region runs from base 1 to 1473 and encodes 490 amino acids.